This is a messenger RNA of Helicoverpa zea (corn earworm), 1914 nucleotides long. RefSeq names its product enkurin. The transcript has 4 exons. Gene Ontology annotation, cellular component: acrosomal vesicle. Gene Ontology annotation, molecular function: calmodulin binding. Bases 470 to 1234 code for a protein of 254 amino acids. NCBI's taxonomy places the organism in Eukaryota, Metazoa, Arthropoda, Insecta, Lepidoptera, Noctuidae. The record is from RefSeq and is a predicted model, not a curated record.
AGCAUGUGUUCCUCUUCCAUGUUUGCUUCUUUUCAUAUACAUAUUAUCUUUCACAUUCAAUCCAUCAUUGUCUGCCUAACCGUUUUCCCAACUAUGUUGGGGUAGGGUUCCAGUCUAACCGGAUGCAGCUGAAUUCCAGUGUUUCACACUCAAUCAAUUAUACCGUAGUAAAAAGGCGGGAGAAUUUAAUAACACCAUGAACCUGUACAAACCUUAAAUAAUAAUUUUAUCUCAUUUGUAUUAUCCAGUAGCCAUAUUACGAUUUCAUAUAAAGUAUCCUUGAUAAAAUCACAAUAUAAAGAAGAGAAUAUAUCUAAACUGUGGUAAAAUGUUCAUAGAGGUUCAUUGAUUCCGAAAUAAAUAUUAUUUAUGUUUCUAUAGCAACCUACACGGUGUAAAGCGAUAUACGAUAUUUUUAACUUUUUGUUAUCCUUUUUUGUUCUUAUUCGCUUUUGCUUGCUUCGAUACAAUGUCCGUCGUUGAAAUAAUCCAUCACGAUGAAGUCAUUUAUACAAUUUUGGACAAACCGCCACCAGAACCACCUAAAACUCCCAGAUACGAAUCAAAACUAGAAAAGGAAUUGAAAGAAGCAAAGAGGCCACAACUCCGUCGCACAUUUGGUUACGCGGAAACACCUCUCAAACCGCCAACUCAGUUCCUGAAAAAAGGUGAAGGAAUUGGUCAGCCUAUUAAAGAAACUGAUCAUAAGUGUUAUGUGUCUGGCAAUCUACCACCAGUACCAAAACGUCCGCCUCCGGGAAAGAAACAGGAAAAGCCCACAACUAACUUCAGACUUAUUAAUAUUAAGAAAGCUACAAAGACAAAAGGGAAGCCUGUGGAACCAAGGCUUGUAGAUACUAGGGAUGGCCAUAUAAAGAAGAUCAAAGGUUCUGGAGAGGUUCCCGAAUACUGUCUUAGACCAGACUUUGGUCAGAUGCCAGCUUACCUCACAAAGAGAAAUAGAAGAAUCCAGAAAGCUAUAGAAAAAAUGAAGUACGCUGAGGACAAUAAGGAAAGCUUGUGCAAGCUUAUCAGUGCUGAAGAUCGCCAAAAACUCCUUGACGAUCUGAAGCACAAUUGGUCGUUAAUGCAGAAGGCCUUCCUUCAACUGCCAAUGCUUACGGAUACAAUACCGAAAAUACUCCGCAAGACAAAGUUAGAAGCAGAACUCAGGCAGCUAGAAAAAGAUAUAGCUUUGGUCGAAAGCAAUCCUUACAUCUACAUUUACGAAUAAAAUAGUUGGGGUCUUUAGACUCUCCGCAAUUCGUAAUAUGUGUAGUGGAAUAAGGUUUCGUGGAUGGUAGGGUACAACUUUUAUCGGAUCCAUUUUAGAUUUUCAUAGUUACUUAUUUGUGUUACAACUUACAAGUGAGCAAAGUGUCAAACAGAGCAAAGUUUUUGAAUCCCUCGACACGUUCAAGAUUCUCAUUUAAAAUCACUCGCUACGCUAAUGAUACAAACAUAGAGUCCUUGGUUUGCUCGCGACCCCAUUAUUUCUCUUCCACGCUCGGGACUCGAUAACUUUGCUCACUUUAACACAAAUAACUAUUUAUGGAUAAAAUAAUAAAUAUGGAAUCCUGUGUGGAGUUGACUGUUGAUUCAUAAAGCAAAAUGCUACGGGAAUUUUAUAUGGAGUUUAAAUCAAACCUAUCUUAAUUAUCUUAGAUAUAUAGCUGAGUGGAGAUGUGUUGUCCUUACUUCUCUGCCUUACGGUACGUAAAUAGAUAACAUUAGGUAAUUUAUUAACUUUAUCUCGGUAACCUUAAUUAGGAAGUAAAAUUCUCGUAGAUAAGGCGUGAAUGUGGCUUUUAAAGGAUUGAACACUGUGAGUAUAAAAAUUGGCGCAAAAUUGUUUCUAAUCAAACUUUACUUAAUAUCUAUUUAAACUUUACUUAAUAAAUUGGUGUGAAUCAA